This is a messenger RNA of Salvelinus sp. IW2-2015, 7333 nucleotides long. RefSeq names its product signal-induced proliferation-associated protein 1-like. Lineage: Eukaryota; Metazoa; Chordata; Actinopteri; Salmoniformes; Salmonidae. Gene Ontology annotation, molecular function: GTPase activator activity; protein binding. Gene Ontology annotation, biological process: activation of GTPase activity; regulation of small GTPase mediated signal transduction. Gene Ontology annotation, cellular component: cytoplasm. The record is from RefSeq and is a predicted model, not a curated record.
UUAGUGUGAUUUGAAUGGGCGUGAGAGAGAGCGUGAGGGACUGAGCAAAUCAACCUGCCUCUUUUGACUGAACAACGGGAUGGAAGAGCUGAGCUCCUAGCCACACUGAUCAGAGAGGAGUUUUAUUUUGGGAGAGGGGAAGAAGGGAGCAGACAAGGGGAACCGAAGAGGGAGAAGAAGGAGAAAAGGCAUCAGAGUGGGGAUAGAUAGCAGAAAAAUGCUGUCAUGGGGAGAGGGGGGAGGGAGCCGACAGAAAGGAACAGAAUGAGACCAGGCAGGGUGGAGCGGAGCUGAAAUGUGGAGGUGUCCAGUGGAAGAGACCAAAGAGAAGCAAGCAGGUGCUGAGGGGUGUGAGCUGAUGGAUGACAGAUCAGAGAAGCCAACACACACGCGAAUCCUCUCCAACCCAGAGGACAGAGAGCUGGACCAAACCACAACUGGACCAAACCACAACUGGACCACACCACGACUGGACCACACCACGACUGGACCACACCACGACUGGACCACACCACGACUGGACCACACRACGACUGGGGCACACCACGACUGGACCACACCACGACUGGACCACACCACGACUGGACCACACCACGACUGGACCACACCACGACUGGACCACACUACGACUGGGGAACACCACGACUGGGGCACACCACGACUGAGGCACACCAGAAUAGUAGUCAUCUGCAAAGCCAAAGCUGGAGGACGUCCUAAAGGAACGUGGAAUGGGUGUACGUUUUCCAGAUCUAAAACAUAUCAUUGUAUCUUAUACAACAGUCAUCUAAUAGUCCUUUGCAUUUUGUUAUUGAAUGUGGAUGAAGACCACGUGUAGUACCUUUACUCAUCAGGCUUGACACAGUGAGGAGAGAUAGUUGGAGUCUGAGGCACCAUGCAGUCUGACGACCUUUUCCUACGCAAGUUUUGCCGGCAGAGGCCACGACCCCCUCUGACAACGGUCAACUUUGACUCUAAGCGAGAGGGUGGGGUAAGGGCGCGGGUGGUGACAGGGGAGUGGCCCCCGAGGAGGGAUGGAACAGAUGGGGAGAGUCUUACUACUCCGAGCUGUGUGGGUCUGAACCUGAGGUCAGUGGGCCGAGGACACAUCAUGCAGAGAAGCAACAGUGACGUGACGCUCGGAGACCUGGACUCCUCUGGUAAGGCGGGAGGGAAGGCAACACGGGCGGUGGGGGAGAAGGCAGGUGCCGGGGCCCAGGAGGACUCAGGGGUGGUGCUGCACAGGGAGUAUGGCAGCCUCUCCUCGCUGGAGAGACAGAUAGGUCUGUCAGGAACCCAGGAGCCGAGUGCAGAGGACCAAGGCAUUCUGAGCCCCAAUGCCCUCCGCUUCAAAGACCCCUUUCUGCUGCUGGGCCUGCAGGGAACCCCCCCAGAGCCAGACGGCUUCUUCAGGGCUCUGUCCACCCCCGCAGGAGACACCCCAAAACCAGCCAAGCCCCCAAAGCCUGAGGGGCUGAGCAAGAAGGCCAAGCCCUCUCCUCCACAGAUCCCCCAACCAGGUCCUUAUGACAACCUGGGGGGAGGAGCCUGGGUCAGGAAUUUUGCCCACUAUGAUGUCCAGAGCAUUUUGUUUGACCUCACAGAGGCGGCCAGCAACCGAGACAGCAUCGGCCGCAAAAAAAACAUCACUUCAGGGGCAUCGGCUGCCUCGACGAUGCGUCCCCUCACCCAGGCCACGCCCUCCUCGCCCUCGCAGGGCGGGGGCGGUGUUGGGGGGGCUGUGGAGGACCCCUCCCUGGACGAGGGAGAUGGCAACGACAACGAGCUGCUGCUCAGCUGCCCCCACUUCCGUAAUGAGAUGGGGGGUGAGGAGCGGGCGGGCCUGGGGCAUACGCAGGGCAGAGGGGGUCUGUGGUUGAGCCUGAGGAACCCCAACGAUGCUGUCUCAGUACUGGAGGAACCCAGAGAGAGCCACGUCCAACAGCAGGGCAAGAGCAACUACUUCAUAGAACAUGCAGACCUGGGAGCCCAUUACUACCGCAAAUACUUCUACAUGAAAGAUCAUCAGAACUUCUUUGGUAUGGAUGACCGCCUUGGUCCAGUGGCCAUCAGCUUCCGUAGAGAGGAGAAGGAGGGGUCUAGUGGAGCUCAGUAUAACUACAGGAUCAUCUUCAGAACCACUGAGCUGAAGACUCUGCGAGGCUCCAUCCUGGAGGAGUCCGUGCCCUCAGCAGCCCGCCACACCACCCCCCGAGGCCUGUCUCCUAAAAGGCUCCUGGAGUUCAUCAUCCCGGAGCUCAACCUCCACUGCCUGCGUCUGGCCUCCACCUCACCCAAGGUCCGAGACACCCUGCUCAAGCUGGACGAACAAGGGCUGAACUUCCAGAGGAAGGUGGGGGUGAUGUACUGCCGUGCAGGCCAGAGCUCUGAGGAGGACAUGUAUAACAACGAGAGCUCGGGGCCGGCCUUCGAGGAGUUCCUGGAUCUGCUGGGGGAGCGGGUGAAUCUGAAAGGCUGGGAGAAGUACCGAGCUCAGUUGGACACCAAGACGGACUCCACAGGGACCCAGUCCCUCUACACACACUACCAGGACUAUGAGGUGAUGUUCCAUGUGUCCACCAUGCUGCCCUACACGGCCAACAACACACAACAGUUGCUGAGAAAAAGGCACAUUGGGAAUGACAUAGUGACCAUAGUGUUCCAGGAGCCAGGGGCUCUGCCCUUCACUCCUAAGGCCAUCCGCUCCCAUUUCCAACAUGUCUUCAUCAUCGUCCAGGUGGAACAGUCCUGCUCUGACCAUACCUACUACAGGGUGGCGGUGACACGCUCCAAAGACAUCCCGUUAUUUGGGCCUCUGUUCCCUACGGGUGCUCGAUUCCCCCGUUCCCCUGCCUUCAGAGACUUCCUGCUGGCCAAGGCGGUGAAUGCUGAGAACGCUGCAGAGAAGGCGGAGAAGUUCCGCUCUAUGGCCACCCGGACACGACAGGAGUACCUGAAGGACCUGGCAGAAAACUACGUGACCACCACGCCAAUCGACUCCUCCACCAAGUUCCCCCUGCUGUCCCUGGGGAGCAAACGCAAAGACAAACUGAAGGGGGCCAAGGGGGCAGAGCUGCACAGUGCUGGGGCGUUGGUCUGGGCUGUGAUGGCCACCAGUGGGAAUGAGGGGGAGACAGGAGGACACAAGCUACCCUGUCUACUGGGGGUUUCAGCUGAAUCAGUGGUGCUGAUCGAGAGAUACACACGGAGGGUGGUGUUCAACUGCUGCUGCCGCGAUGUGAUUGGCUGGAAGGCGGUGAUAGACAGCAGGGCCAUAGGCGGGCCUUGCCUGGAUAUCUUCUAUGAGAGGGGGGAGGCUGUGUCAAUCAGUGUGAUGGACAGCCAGGCGGAGGAGAUACGGGAGAUGGUGCAGAGACUGGAGUUGGUGACACGGGGGUGCGAGGCACGGGAGGUGACCCCCCUGCGUGACGGGGUGGGCCAGCCAGGCUUCCUGAUGAGCGAGGAGGGCUUUGUGACGGAUCUGCAGCGGUUCGGCUAUGCGGAGAGCGGGGGUCUGCAGCUGGGGGCGCGGGUGGUGCGUCUGUGUGGCCACGCCCUGGUGCACCUAGGACCAGAGGAGAGAACCAGACUCCUCCGCACCGCCCACAAGAUCCACAUCACCGUCAUCCCUCCAGAUGAGAACGGCAAGCCCCGCAGGAGUUUCUCAGAGUUAUACCAGAAAGCCAUCCAGGAUGCAGAGCGUAAGCCUGGGGAGGGCCAGUCUGGAGAGGCCUGGGUGCUGGACGAGAGGGAGGAGGAGGAAGAGGAGAUGGAGGAAGAGGAGCGGGAACAGGGAGAGGGGAAGGAGGCGGAGACGAUGGAGGGACCAGCAGAGGGAGGAGAGGCUGAGGACAGGCUGUCAGAGACUGGACAGGGUGAGGAGGACCAGGGGGACCAGGGCUCCCUCCUCUCCCCACCCAGCCUGCCUCUGUUACGGGCCACCUCCCUGCAGGACCACCCACUCAACCAGAUCGUGGAGAUUACCCCCUCCCAGCUAACACGCAGCUACUCCCUAGAGAGGCACCCGUCCUGCCGAGACAUAUGUGACAGGCAUUUGUAUGACAACGUGGGUGUGAAGUUGAAACAUCACAUCUAUGAGAACCCAGAGGAGCUGAGAGACACCACGCCUGACCUCAUCCUGGCUGUCAAACCCAAGAUGCCCCUGGACGAGGAACAGUUUGUGGGGGCUGAGUUGGGUGAGGAGAGGCCAUCAGCGAGUGACCCCUCCCUGUCCUCCACCCGGUUGUCAUGUCUGAACAGAGCGGAGAGAAACUCCCGAGCCCUGAGCCUACACAACUCCAUCACCAAGAUCCUGUCGGAGACCACAGAUUCCUCAGAGGAGGAGUGGCAGUCUAUAGCUGAUCUAGCCACGGCAUGCCGCAGCAUCCUAGAAGCCUUGUCACGUGAAGCAGGAGAUGGGACCCAAGGAGCAGACUCCCUGACAGAUGGCAAGCUAAAGGACAUGAAGGACAGUGACUCACCGGGCCACCUGGAGGAGAAGGUGUCCCAGCUGGAGGACAUGCUGAAGAGGCUGCAGGACGACUUGCAAAAGGGAAUGAGAUGCAAUUUAGUUAUAAGGGAAUGGACUCACCGAAUGGAKUCAGAGAGCUGGUGGUGUUCCGUGCAAGUAGUUGAGACGGAUAUGGAAGUGGAUAAUACCUUGGAUGAGGAUGAAACAAUGGAACUUUAUCCCUUAAAGACUGGCUGUAGAAGCUACACUGUAGAAAGUACGCCUCCUGCUGGACUGAGCCAUGCACUGCCACACAGCAGCUCUCCUUUCAAAGAAAAAAACAUUGUAGAGAUUUAAUGUAAACUGAACAGGAUUCCUUUAGUGAACACAGCCAUCUGUGUUCAAUUAUAUUUUGUGUUUGUUUGUUGGCUACAAUGAUAAUUCAGUGUAUUUGAAAUUCAUUUGGAAAGGUUCUAGAGUGGUUGACUGUGGGUGAGGGAUUCCCUCAUUUCAUCUUUCUGUGUGUGUACCUACUGUAUGUGUUUCUGCGUUGUUUUUGCACUUUUAGCAUAACCUAUAUGGGCAUGGGACAGGGCACUAMUUAACCUCCUGCCCAGGUUUAUGCCUUGCUUGAAAAAUGAAAGUGGAUUUGAUCUCACCCCACCUCAUCUUCAGGUCCACUGCUGAUGAUGCCAAUAACAAUAUGAGAUCAGAGGAGGACGGSAUUAUUCCUCCUCCAAGACUGUUCUGCCAAAAGACGCCAGGGCAGAUCUCCUACACCCCACUCAGACCACUGGACCCAGCUGUGACACACCCAAAAUAACUAGACUUAAAAUUUGGAAGGGAUGCCAAACAAUCGUCAAUCAUACUGUCUCAAUGCUACUUUUUAAAGACCUACCCUUUUACUUCCUCUUGUGAUUUUAUUUUAGAGUCACUGUGAUUGCCCGGUACCAGCAGAUUACCAUAUAUUCUAAUUAAAUAAAACAUCUAAACUUGAUCUAUAUGUGAAGAUGACAUGUACCAGCUGAAGUGUUCAAUGUUACUUAGCGCAUUCGGUUGUGUAUGCCGUCCAUUGCAGGAUGGUUUAAUAUGCAGACCAGUGUAAAUGUGGCCGAACAGGCUGUUUGAUCCAUGCUGUUUGAAAUGGUGAUGCCUUGUUGGAAAUGAUUAGCAGAGUUGAGAAGUGGAAGAAUAUCUGAUGUUUUACUGUGUUCUUCGGUAUAGUUCUUUAGAUUCUAGGAGGUUGUUGAAGCAUGAUACUGCACCAGGCAACUUCCUAGCUCCCCUCUGUGUGUGUGUGUGUGUGUGUAUGUAUGUAUGUAUAAAAAUGUAAUAACUUAUUAAUCUUGCAAAUGUGGAAUUCCUUGUUGGAUGUUUUAAUACAAGGGGGGAGGGAGGAAGCAAUUACAUGUGCUAAAAAGUUAAACUGGUAUGGUGGGGGUUGGUUUAAAGGAAUAAUCUUUUUUUGGUAGAAAUUCAAACACAAGACAGCAGGAAAUAUAUUUCUGCAAUGUUCUAGUAUUUCUUGGGGGAAUAAUAUUGGUUAUCAUUAUCAUAUUACUAUUGAGCUAUUCAUUCAGAGCUCCUACGUUCACAUUCAAUAAGGUCUCUAAUGCCACUAGGUACGUGUUAAAGAGUGACUCUCAGACUGUCCACAGAGGACCGGACAGYCAACAUGGUCAGACUGGUUCAUGUGAAGGCUUCUCUCUCAGACAUUCUGCCUACCUGAAAGUGUAAUGAAUGGUAACUCAGCUUGGUGUCUUCAUUUCAGUUCUUCAUGGUAGCAGACAGUGACAGGUUGUCCUGUACCCUCCAGAAUAGACAGGUGUGUCUGCCACAUGACAGACGCAGAUGUAAGGUUGGUUGGUAUGGGGUCUCUCCAGGGUCCGCUCUGCAGCCCUAAUUAAAMCUAAAAGAAGACCUACAACAAGAUGGGUUUAGGUACCCCAGGAAAGUGUCAAAUGGGUUAUAUGAAGACGAUAUGAAGUUUGUGUUUGGUUUUGUUAGGUUAAUGGGAAUUAUUCUGUAUAACACUGGUUAAAGACCAGUAUCCAACCAUUCGAUGCAGAAAAACAACUUUCCACAAUAAUUUGGACAAGUAUAAACCAUCCUCCAAAUCACACUCUUGAGUGCACUUUGAAGACCCAUUUAUGCAUCACAGAACAUAUGUCUGACACCUAACACAGAACUUAUGUCUGACACCUAACACAGAACGUAUGUCUGACACCUAACACAGAACGUAUGUCUGACACCUAACACAGAACGUAUGUCUGACACCUAACAACACAUUACAGAUAGUAACAAUUCAAUAGGCCAUUCACUCACCUACUGUAAGCUACUUCAGCUGGCAAAUGAUCUCCACCCAGCCAAUAGUAAACCUGUGAGAAAGAUCCCUGGUAGAGACAUGUGGAUGUUCCCUCCUCCCCUCCAUGCUGUAAGAGCACAGAUAAAUGAACAGUGUUUUCCUGUUAUCCUCUUAUUGGUUUGCCUUUUAUGUCAUGGCACCAUCCUUACAGGAAACCAUGGCGUCAGUAUAUGCCCUACUUACCACACAGAGCUGGAAUGUCAAGAUAGAAUACAGGACAUGAUUACCAGUAGAACCACACAUGAAGUCAUAUUCUGGUGUAGGUUUACGGCAGGCCUGGGCCACACAUCAGGUCAGAACGGUAGCACACAUUAUGCACUCAGCUCAGCCAGUUAAAGAGCUGACGUUACCAUAACCAGGCAGUGGCACACUGAGGGAAUGUAUUGUAAAACACAAAAACAUGUUUUCAGUAUGAUGCCACCUCUAAACCUGUUCUUUCCCUCACAGGAAGUCAACUGACUAAAUGUUGUUCAUGUACUGUGAACUGGAGGACAUGGCAAUAAAGAAUCCUUUAGAAGUGA